AUGCGACAAGACCAUCAACAAAUUGUUGAACUUCUAUCUUCUGCAUACCGCAAUAACGUAUUGGAUUUGCUCUCAAGGGGACCCCUUCUUACCCAGAGAGCCUUGUCUUACGACGCCGAUGUCAGUAUCAUCGAAAUUGAUGAGGCCGGCCCUUCAGCAUCAACUAACUUCGGGCUUCCCUUACGAGACCAUCCCGCCAACAGGCUCACGAGGGUUUCCACCAUUGCCCUUGUUGCUGGCGGUGGCGAUGAAUUCACUUUCUUAGACCAUGGUGCGCGGAUCGAUCCCUGUAUUCUGAGUGACUCGAGAUGGCCAUCAAUAUCCAAUUUCUUGUUGGAUUCCCACCGGAUACAGCUCCUGCAUCACUGUAUCAAAAACGGAUUGAUCGAUGAUAUGAGGAACCACGAGGAAUCCAUCGACAGGCUAUUGAUUGAACCAGUCAGUUCAAGUGCCGAUCUUGACGAGAGUGACUGGUGGGCUAAGGGUGCCAACCCUCAUCUCAGCUUGUUGCAAAACACAUAUGAGGGAGUCAAGAGUGCGGUAGUAGCAAUCGUUCUCUUAGAAUCGAUCUCAGUUGCCAGAUUUCUCGCCAGCUUCGCCCCUUCUUGGGACAACCACCCGAUUGAAUUCCUACUACGCGCAUACUACGGAUAUGACUGGCUUCGCCUGAUGCUAUUCGUCCCCCCGAUGGCCUCAUCUGGAUCCACGAAGAUGAUGGAUGUGCUAUUAGACGCCCGGAUAGACAUCGCCAAAGACACGGAAGAGAUUGGCUUCCAAUUUGGACGACGAACCCGCGACACCAUGACAGAAGGAUGGCUGAUAGACCCAAAGGGACUUACAGGCGUGGAUGCCGUGUAUGUUUAUGUUCUCUCUGUUGAUUGCACCAAGGCUACAGAGCCUGGGACUCUGUCAGCAUCACAGGGACUGCAGUAUCUGUUUCAGAAGGGCGCCUCUCUGGGGGACACAGUCUUCUGGAGGCGUGAAGACUUGUCCGAGGGCUGUAUCCGUCCCUUGUAUUGGUAUGCCUGGAGAAAAUGGGACUGUGAGAGCGCGCUGCUCCACGAUGAGGCAUUCUCAAUGCUGAAAAUCCUGCUAAGGAAAGUUGCAGUUAAAUCGAUGCUCAAACACUACCUCACAGUAUGCAAAUGCACCUGUUCUACAACCGAGUCUGCUCCAACCUUGAGCCAACGACGAGUUAUCCUGGCACGGUGGGCAGCGCUGGUGGAUUUAAUGACCACAGGCUUUCACCCCCACGAUGCUUCCAGGCUGACUCGCAUGCUCUCCCAUCUUUUUCAGUCAGUAGUGAGGAACGCACUUGAUUUGGACCUUGAUUCGCCUUAA
Molecule: messenger RNA, 1341 nt
Organism: Clonostachys byssicola
Lineage: Eukaryota; Fungi; Ascomycota; Sordariomycetes; Hypocreales; Bionectriaceae
Source: the annotation of a GenBank genome assembly